CUCUGUCAUUCUGAAGAGAUUUUACUAAGAACUAUUCUCUCGUACACUGAUCCGUUAUAGCCCGAUCAGGCGACGGAGCUCCAGCGAAAUAGAAGAGAAGACAGGAUUUACCGGUUUUCGAGUCGAGGGCUGUUUUUGUAUAGCCAGUUCAUUCCAAAUAAUCGCAGUCUCGCCCAAGAGGACUGACAACAUUUCAGUACUUUUCUACAAUCUUAUCGACACUGCCAUCUCUAUUGUCUAGAGUCUGGGGUCACGAGGCAUCACCUCCAAAUAUUUUUAUCUCAAGAUAAAAGGCAUCAUCUAUUAGUAUUUUUACAGACGAAUAACAGUGAAAAGCAGAAUUGCUCGGCAUCAUAAUUUUGACAGAGACAUAUUUUACUCAAUUUGUUUUCGGGGGAUUUCAAAGUAGCUACUAAAUGAAGAAAUAUUUAACACGGUGAGAUGCUCCAUGAAAGAAAUUACAGAAAGACACGCGGAUAGAGUAAAGAGUUGGACAGUUUGUAAAGGACAAGGAUCUUCUUUCUGGAGCUGUCAAGUGCAUAACACGGACUUGAGAAAUUUCUAAGUCGAAACUGAAAAUGAUGCUGAGUCCGGAACAAACUGAUUCAGAUCUACCGUGGAGCCAGUCAGACGCUGAGACAAUGCUGAACGAUAUCAAGGUUGGCUGCAUCACGGACGAGCCCAUGGAGGGAGAGGGCAAGACGAAGUCGCUGGCCCCGCAAGCCCUCAGCAGGGAGGAAAAGAGGCGGCGCAGGCGCGCCACAGCGAAAUACCGUUCAGCCCACGCCACCCGCGAGAGAAUCCGGGUCGAAGCCUUUAACGUUGCCUUUGCCGAACUGAGAAAGCUGUUGCCUACACUGCCCCCUGACAAAAAAUUGUCCAAGAUUGAAAUUCUGAGACUAGCUAUUUGUUACAUUUCAUACCUAAAUCAUGUGUUAGAUGUUUAGCACAGGACCCUUUUUACAAUGAGUAACGCACUCCAAGGACACAUGAGGACCUGUCUGCAGCAAACAAAACGGUAUCCUAAUUUUUGCAGUUUGCAACUCUUUGCGCAUCCUACAUUGGAAGUGCAAUUAGAAGAGAUUGAAACCACAUGAGAUGGCUAUCACCCAAGUGUUCAUUAGACUUUAGACAUGUAUUCAUAAAUUUAAAUGAGAUAUUAGGCUAUAGCUUAGAGCGAAGAGAAUACCCUCUUCAACCAAAAAUGGUGAUUGCUCAAAGAGUCGUGAACCAUUUAAAAGACUGUGGUCCCUGCUUUAAGCUAGAUACAGAAUAAAUGAUGCAAUAAGGUCGAGAGGGACGUAAAACAAAUCGAAUAACCAAUGUUGUAAUUUGUGUAUAUGGGCACAGCAGUGUAUAGUGUUUUUAUAGCAGGUCAAAGUACAGAGAACACCCGUUGCAUCACUCUGUAGAACAGUGAAGAAUAAACCAGCCCCUCUCCUCCUCUAAUAGCUGCUCGGUAGAUCUAGUUAGUAGUUGUAUGAUCAGGAGGAAAUUACGUAAAAGUGCCACUCGAAUUAUGACAUCGUGACCAUAACCACUCGCAUUAAAAUAUUUAUUUGUUAUUUAUUAUAUACUUGUUGAAUAUAUUUUAAUAUGAUUCAUGUCAUUAUUAUUUUUAUUUUUUUGUUGUUGUUGUUGUUGAAAGAUUGUUGUUUAGAUUAAUGUAUGUUGGUUGUAUGUAGCUCAGAGGAAAGUUAGCUUGUGUGUUAGAUCUUGUCAUUCAGUAAUGAUGAGAUAAAAAUGUUAAGCAUAAACUUGCACCUUUAGUGUUAAUUGAUUUUAUAUAUAUAUAUAUAUAUAUAUAUAUAUAUUAAAUCAAUUAACACUAAAGGUGCAAGUACAUCUAUAUAUUUUGUGAUGCAGUUAGUUAGAUAAAUUGGCUGUUUUUGCUCACCAGUUUGUCAUACAUUAGAACAACAAAUUCAUUAUAAAGAAAUCUUUUUAAUGAACAGCCAUUUUCAUCAAUGGUCUAUUAAUGUCAUCUGAAUUGUAGACAUAUGAUUUAUGUGACAAUAGACUGUCAAAUUACUGUAUGACCAAAAAUGUAAUCGUAAUUUUUCAAUUUUCACGUUUUCACGUCUGAGAUGUUUUUGACCCCCACUACCCCAUACAACAUGUGAUAUAAUGAGUUAUAUAGACUAAAGUUAUAACGAGUUAUUUUUUUUAUUUUUAUUUUUUUGAAAAACAUAUCUGCUAUCCAAAGAUAUAUAUUGUAUUUUCAGGGUCGUGCCCUUUAUUGCUUCAUGCACUUAUUUUGUAGUAAAGUUUCUGUGACAGAUUUUUUUAAUCGAAUUAUUUUGUUUUUCAUAUUUUGAUGUUGAUUGUUUUUU
Molecule: messenger RNA, 2333 nt
Organism: Carassius carassius (crucian carp)
Lineage: Eukaryota; Metazoa; Chordata; Actinopteri; Cypriniformes; Cyprinidae
Product: helix-loop-helix protein 2-like
Exons: 2
Coding region: 579-947 (122 amino acids)
Biological process (GO): regulation of transcription by RNA polymerase II
Molecular function (GO): RNA polymerase II cis-regulatory region sequence-specific DNA binding; protein dimerization activity; DNA-binding transcription factor activity, RNA polymerase II-specific
Source: RefSeq, a predicted model, not a curated record